Molecule: messenger RNA, 2102 nt
Organism: Topomyia yanbarensis
Lineage: Eukaryota; Metazoa; Arthropoda; Insecta; Diptera; Culicidae
Gene: sut1
Product: solute carrier family 2, facilitated glucose transporter member 3
Exons: 7
Coding region: 377-1945 (522 amino acids)
Biological process (GO): monosaccharide transmembrane transport
Cellular component (GO): membrane
Molecular function (GO): hexose transmembrane transporter activity
Source: RefSeq, a predicted model, not a curated record
UAUGCUUCCCUAACUGCAGCACUGCUGGCAGACUCAUUAUUAUACUUGUCAGUCUUCAAUUCCAAAAGUGACAUGUUCAGCUAAAGCAGUCUCAGUGAAUUCCGUCCUUCAAUUAUUUUUUUUAUCAACGAUUUGUGUUUGAUAAAGUUAUAUUUAGAUGUUAUCACUGUAGGAACAAAUACUGUUCGAUUGAAUUUUUCUUCAUAUCUAAUUAGUUUGCUUACUGCUUACGUAGUUACUAAUGUUAUGCAAAACCAAAGCCACACUUCCGAUAUUUUUCUCGAAAAAAAGGUGAUGACGAAAGUGAAAUAGAGCACAGACCAGUUAGUGAGCCAGGAAUUAAUAACAUACAAGGAUAUAACAUCCCGCAAGCAGGAUGGACAAUAAUGAUCAAUCAGAAUCUAUUAUUCUGUAUGAACCGGAACCCAACGCUAAAAUUGUUAGUCAGCACCAGCGAACAACGGAAGCGAAAUGGACGUUCUGGCUCCUCACAGCAGGCAUCUCCACCACAUUUGGAGCUGCCAUUCCUACCGGUUACAAUAUAGGAGUAAUAAAUGCCCCAGCUGACUUCAUCAAAGAAUGGUGCAACGAAACCAUAUACGAAACCUACGGAACAGUGUUAAGUAGUGAUGCUUUAGAUACCUUCUGGGCAAUUGUAGUGUCGAUAUUUUUGAUCGGAGGUGUAGUUGGUUCCUUGGGUGGUGCGUGGGUAACCGAUAAACUAGGAAGAAAACGAGCCUAUCUGGGAUGUGGAAUACUGCUUGUGCUUGGUGGAAUAUGUUUCCAGUUCUGCAGAGCAGUGGGUUCCGUAGAGCUUUUGUUGCUCGGACGAAUCCUGGUCGGUUUAGCAGCAGGACUCACAACUAGUACGGUACCAAUGUACUUAACAGAAUUAGCACCUAUAAGUUUGCGUGGCGCACUAGGUGUGUUUGCCUCUAUUGGCGUUACCGGCGGAGUUGUGGUAGGGCAAGUGAUGAGCUUGGAAGAAAUUUUCGGCACCGAUGAGCUAUGGCAGUUUGCACUGAGCUUUUAUGUCAUCCUAGUACUCACUUUUUUCGUACCCUAUCAUUGGCUUCCUGAAAGUCCAAAGUACCUGUAUGUGAUAAGAAAAAAGCGAGACGAAGCAAUCUAUGAAAUAAGGCGGCUAGGAGGUAAGAACGCGGGGGAUGACUACGUGAAACAACAGAUAGAGGCGAUGCGUGGUGAAGAUGCUCCAAUAGGUGAAUGUGAAGACCACGAAAACGAACGGCAUAAAUCCAACAAGCGAUCCAUAUGGUCUGUAUUGACCGAUCCUACACUGACACUACCUUUGAUACUGGUAUGUGCCUUACAAGGAGGACAACAACUCUCCGGAAUCAAUGCGGUGUUUUUCUACUCUGUAUCCAUCUUCAACUCAGUAGGACUUAGUCCCACGGAUGCCAAGUUCGCAAAUCUUGGUGCUGGAUGUUUGAAUUUGUUUAUCGCUUUCUUCACCCCAAUUUUGAUGCAACGGUUUAACAGACGUUUUCUCGCCAUUUUAUCUUGUUCUAUGUGUGCUGUUUUCUUGUUUUGUCUGACAUUCAUCGUGUAUUUUAUCGAGGAAGUAAGCUGGUUCUCUUAUGCAAGUGUUAUUGCGGUCCUACUCUACAUAACAUUUUAUCAAAUUGGUCUGGGCCCAAUACCAUAUUUUAUCGGUUCAGAACUGUUCGAGGUUGGACCCCGGCCUGCGGCUAUGGCAAUGGGCAGUUUAUCAUCUUGGGGCUGUAACUUUUUAGUAGCCAUGCUGUUUUUAACCCUCCAGAAAGCUUGGGGAGCCUUUGUCUUCCUACCAUUUACGGUGACCUGUGUGCUGCUCACGAUAUUACUUAGGAUUUAUCUACCAGAAACCAGGGGGCGUCACAUCUCCUCAAUUGUACCUCUCGUCGCGAAUGGCUUCCAAUCGAAACCGUUGGUGCCUUGGACGUAGAAAAUAGAAACGUACUCACAAAACGCUUCACGGAACUUUUGCUAUACGAAUUUUCCCAAUUGGAUUCAACGCACUCUAGUACUACUAGUUCAAUUCUAAUGAACAACCUACUCAAAACACGAAUUUACAAAAUAAACGAGAGCAUUUUGCUAUAAAA